AUGAUCAAAGUAUUUCUCAGUGUAGAUAAUGCACCGCGAACGAUGCGGAAUAUUGGUAUGGUGCGACGUGAGGUGAACGAAGCGAUGAACGCUUGGCAACGAGCGGCAGCGAUUCGAUUGAAUGAGGUUCGGAGUGAGUCGAAUGCCGAUAUGAAGAUUACGUUCAUGAGGGGCGAUCAUGGCGAUCGAUAUGCGUUCGAUGGGAGUGGACGCAUAUUGGCACAUGCAUUCCCACCGGGUGAGGGACUUGGCGGUGACAUUCAUUUGGACGAUGACGAACGCUGGUCUGAUGCACUCAUUGGAGANGAAAGCAGUUAUGCGUCAAUAGUGAUGCAUGAAAUCGGGCAUAGCCUUGGUUUGUCUCAUUCGCUAAAACAAGAUAGCAUCAUGUAUUCAUUUUAUCAAGCCGAUAGCCCUCCACAACUGUAUUAUGACGAUAUUGUUGCUAUACAGUCACUUUAUGGACGUGGCUAUGCGUCCGCACCCGAAGCACCUAGGUCACCCACUGUGACAACAACAACUCGUGCUCCACCACUCGUUCAGACAACCACCCAACCCGCGAAAGAGAAGCCUAAAGUACCGUCAGUCAACGAAGACCGUAUUAAUGAAGUGCCGCCCGAUCCGUGUAAAUCGGAUAUUGAUGCUAUCACCGAAAUUCGAGGCGAAGUUUUUGUUUUCAAGGGUGAUUGGUUCUGGCGAAUUCGUCAUGAUGGCUAUCUGAACGAAGGUCCAAGGAAGAUCAGUUCACUAUGGGGUUCACUUCCAUCACCGAUCGACGCGGUUGUUGAGGAUCAUAACGAUCGAAUACUUUUCUUUGUUGGUAAGAAAUUGUACGUGUACAGAGGGAGUGCGCAGGAGUCAGUUCGUCCGUUGACUGCAAUUGGAUUACCUGACUAUGUGCGUCGUAUUCGUUUGGUCUAUAAAUGGAAUUACUGGACUGAAAAACCGAUUUAUAUCUGGACAGAUGAGGAAUUCUGGAGAAUCGAUAGG
Molecule: messenger RNA, 990 nt
Organism: Anisakis simplex (herring worm)
Lineage: Eukaryota; Metazoa; Nematoda; Chromadorea; Rhabditida; Anisakidae
Source: the annotation of a GenBank genome assembly